Molecule: messenger RNA, 2770 nt
Organism: Cloeon dipterum
Lineage: Eukaryota; Metazoa; Arthropoda; Insecta; Ephemeroptera; Baetidae
Gene: Dyb
Product: Dystrobrevin
Exons: 18
Coding region: 201-2477 (758 amino acids)
Biological process (GO): synaptic signaling
Cellular component (GO): synapse; plasma membrane
Molecular function (GO): zinc ion binding
Source: RefSeq, a predicted model, not a curated record
GCUCGGCUGUGGCGGCAGUCGAGCCACGGGCCAAAGAGUUUGCCUUCAGCUGCGGCGUUGUCACAAGAAAAGUGUGUUUGUUUAUUGACGUGCGUGCGAGUCGGAGGACUUAAAAGGAAAUUUCUACUUUUUCGUCUGAGAGCAGCACGAAGAAUCGGUCCAGGCUGGAGGUUCUAGACAGCGAGGUUUGGCUGGCUGAAAUGGCCGCCGAGGUGGCCGCCGUGGAGAGCAGCGCCGGCCACCGGCAGCUCAUUCAGGAGAUGCGGGCUCAAAAUCUGGACAUGAUCCGCUUCGCCUCUUACAGGACCGCCUGCAAACUGCGUUACGUACAAAAGAAAACGAACCUGCACAUCAUCGACAUUUGGAACGUUAUCGAAGCCUUUCGGGAGCAUGGCCUAAACACUUUGGAGCCCCAGGCUGAGGUCAACGUGUCCCGGCUGGAGACGCUACUGUCCAGCCUGCUGCACAACCUGAACAAGAGACUGCCGGCGCCACAACAGGUGCAGGUCGACGCGUGCUCCUCUCUUUUGCUCAACUGGCUGCUCGCCGCGUACUCUGUAGAAAAUGUGGGUCGCAUCAGAGUCUUCUCAAUUAAGGUCGCGUUAGCCACCAUGUGCGCCGGCAAGUUGAUGGAUAAAUUACGAUAUAUUUUCUCGCAAAUUUCCGACGGCAACGGCCACAUGCUGCAGAUACGCUUCGCAGAGUAUUUGCAGGAGGUGCUGGCGCUGCCCGCUGCCGUCUACGAGUCGCCCUCGUUCAGCUACUCGGACAUGCUUGAAACUUCCAUUUUCAACGGGGCGUCGAAGGUGACGGUGAACGACUUCUUAGAUGUGAUGAUGUCUGACCCAGGACCGCACAGUCUCGUUUGGCUGCCCCUGUUACAUAGACUAGCAAGUGUGGAACAAGUGGUCCAUCCCAUGAUUUGUGAUGCGUGUCAGAGGGACAACUUCACCGGGUUCAGAUACCGGUGCCAGAAAUGCCACAACUACAACCUUUGCCAAGACUGUUUCUGGAGAGGCAGAAUUUCGGGCCAGCACACCAACGAACACGAAGUCAAGGAGUACACGAGUUACUCGCCGAGCAAGCAAAUCGGCCAUUCGCUGAGAAAGUCGUUCAGGUGCGUUCCUGAGAAGGGCCGGAACAACAUUCCAAGAUUUCCCGACGAGCCCGAGAAAACCCUCAAUCUUUCGCACAUUGUUCCUCCAUCACCUCUGCCAACUCACAAUGGAUUUCCAGAAGGCUCCUCAUUUUCCGGAGCCUUUGACGUCGGUUCUAUGGACAGCAGAUCCACACAUAGAAGUUUCAGCCCUCUGUGCUCAAGUCCAAGCAAAUACAACACAACGUCACUGGACUCGGCUCGCCUGGACGACGAACACAAGUUGAUUGCCCGGUACGCAGCUAGGCUGGCUGCCGAGGCUCGCUCGGCUUCGCAACACAUUCAAUGGAUUAUGCCUCUUCACGAUUUCAUAAACCGAGCGCCCUCCGAAGCCAACCUGAGUCUGGACACCAGCAGAGCUCAGCGGGAACUGAUUCAGCAGCUGGAGUCCAAGAACAGGGAAAUUAUGAGAGAAAUCGCCAGACUAAGAAGACAACAGGAGUUGGAAACGGCUGGGAUGAACGCCAGUGCUGAAGAGAAUCCUGCUUUGAUGGCUGAACUAAGGGCUCUCAGACAGCGGAAGGGAGAGCUCGAGGGCCACUUGACAGCCUUGCAGGAUUCCAGAAGGCAACUCAUGGUGCAGCUUGAGGGUCUGAUGAAACUUCUGAAGAACCACCAACCAUCGCCCCGUUCGACGCCAAACUCGUCGCCGCGGUCGACCAAGUCUCCGCCGCUGCCGACCAGCGGCAUGCCAAUGACGGGCAGCCUUCCAUCGUCGUCGUCGCGCUCGGCGCCGGCCACACCGGGCGUGCUGUCCAGCUCGAUGAGCUCAAUGAACACCGUCGGGCCUGGCGGCAUGGCCGACUCGCUGGCUGGGGACGUGCGGAGCGCCUUCGGAGGUCAGCAGGGCCCGCCGCCGCCGCAGCGCAGCCUGCGCAACGACCUGCUGGUGGCCGCCGACUCAGUCACCUGUGCCAUGUCCACGCUGGUCAGGGAGCUCAACUCAGAAGGGUCAGAUCAGGACGAAGAGCCGAAACGGCCGAUCAUCAGAAAACCCCUAGACUUUGAGGGCGAUGACGAGGAUCAGGACGAGCUCUCGAGUCGGACGGCCAAUGGCAGCACCGUCCUCUGGAGGGAGGAAAUGCACAAGCGAUUCCAGCAGGAGCAACUCAUGGCCGAGUUGCAGGCCAGGAAUCUUGGGAACAAUGGAGAUUAUGCAGGCGAUAAGGAUGAUUUUGAUGACGAUGAUACCGAUGUUUUCGGACAGAAUUUACAAGCUCUCUUGAGGAGUCAGAGGGAGGAUAACAGUCAGAAGGAAAAUGGAAACGCCAGCACGGCCGACUGGGAGGACGCCAUGAAGCGCUGGGCGACCAACCGAUAAGUGUGGUUUUAACGUGUUUAAGAGCCGCCAUUGGCCGAUUUUAAUGCUAAGUUUUUCUCUGGACUAAGUCAAACGCUCGUGCAAGUCGUUAAUUUGUGUCAAAGUUUGGAACCACAGCUGCGCCUGAAUUUGUUUAUGAGCACAAGUAAAUGCAGGAGGCCGCAAUUGUAGAGCACGUAGGACCAUGUACAAAAGUUGACUCAUCUUUUCUGUCAUUUGCUUCACCGCUAUUUGUGUCGUGCAACAUUCCAGCUAAUAAAAGAGGCGAAUUUAAAAUCUGACCAACAUAUAAA